CUGAACGGCUUUCUGUGAGGCAGCGCCGCGCCGCAAAGAUGCGCGCUUGCGCAUUUUUGACAAGUGGGCGCCCGCUUCAAGUGUUUGCCCGUUCGAGUAAUUAUGUUUGUGAGAACAGCGUUUCUUUUUCUCCCUUUUCUUUGCACAUCUCUAACCCAAGACAUGACUGAAGUACGUGUAGAGGCGAAACAUUUGACAACGCAUGGUGGCGCGUGGCUUCUCGUCCUGAGCUCCGUCUUCUUAUGCAACCUCCUCAAAAUCCUUCUACCCUCCUGUUCUUCCAUUAUAUCUAGGUUGCUACAAAAGGAUGCUGAGCAGGAAUCUGAAAUGCGAUCUGGUAUUCAGAGCAUGAAGCAAGAACUUUCUACCAUUAGUAUGAUGGAUGAAUUUGCCAGAUAUGCUCGAUUAGAAAGGAAAAUUAAUAAAAUGACUGAUAAGCUUAAGACACAUGUGAAAACGCGAACUGCUCAACUAGCCAAAAUAAAGUGGGUAAUAAAUAUUGUGUUCUACAUUUUGCAAGGUGCCUUAAUGAUAUCAUUAAUUUGGAAAUAUUACUCUGAACCAGUUACUGUGCUCCCAAGCAAAUGGCUAGCCCCUUUGGAACGCUUAGUAGCUUUUCCAACAGGAGUGGCAGGUGGUGUCGGAAUUACAUGUUGGUUGGUGGUUUGCAACAAAGUUGUUGCCAUUAUGUUAUACCCAUUCAAUUGAGAAAGAAACAUGUCUCACUUUCAGCAAUAUUUGAACUCCUGUCAUUUUUUCAGUAUUCUGCUAUGAUAGGAGAUAAAUCUCAAGAAUGUGAAAGACUAGAAGGAUGCAGCUUUUAAAAUAAAAUAAAAAACCAACUAUUUAAAAUUUUCUUUACUCUUACGGAAGUUAACAAUAUUUGAAAACAUGCAACUCCUUAAUUCUUGUUCACUUCAUUGUUAAAUAUUCAAUUAUUGAAAUAUAACUUCUACCACAAUCAA
Messenger RNA from Protobothrops mucrosquamatus (brown spotted pit viper), 965 nucleotides. RefSeq names its product guided entry of tail-anchored proteins factor 1 (gene GET1). Lineage: Eukaryota; Metazoa; Chordata; Lepidosauria; Squamata; Viperidae. The transcript has 5 exons. The record is from RefSeq and is a predicted model, not a curated record. Gene Ontology annotation, biological process: tail-anchored membrane protein insertion into ER membrane. Bases 103 to 708 code for a protein of 201 amino acids.